CUCGACGUCUGAAGAACAGCCAGAGACAUGGCGGGCUUCGUCAGAUUCCUGUUCGCCAUAAUGCUCUGCAUUGCAAACAUGAUCAUCUACGGGCUAAAGGUCAACAUCGCCACGGCCAUCAUGGGCAUGGUUAAAUCCAAGAAGCACGUUCACGAAAAUGGCGACGCGUCGCAAGAGUGCGAUUUCGGGGUUGAGGACGUUUCGAAAGUCGAUAUCGACGGUCCGUUCGACUGGACCACAACGGAGCAAGGAUUGAUCGUCAGCAUCUACUUCGCUGGGUACCUCAUAGGCAUGUUUCCGUCGGGAUACUUCGCGGAUCGUUUCAAUACGAAAAACGUCCUACUGAUCUGCAUCCUGAGCAACGCGUUCCUGACGCUGUUGGUACCGGUAACUGCAAACGUGUUGGUGCUACUCUACAUCGUGAGAUUCCUCACGGGUCUUGUGAGCGCCGCGAAUCUUCCAGUGGUAAACGUACUCGUUGGCAAAUGGGUGGUUUACGAAGAAAAGAGCAUGUGGGUCGGUAUUAUCUACGCUGGAACGUCGCUUGGCACCGUGGUUUCCAUAUUAACCUCUGGCCUGAUACUCAACUCCAUCGGCUGGCAGGCAGUUUUCUACAUACACGGCACGUUGCCGUUAAUUUGGUGCGUGGUAUUUUAUUGGUUCUUCGCCGACAACCCGGAAACGCAGGAAUACAUCACCGAGGCGGAAAGGGACUACAUCGUGACCGCCUACGGGCACAGGACCCUGGAAUCGUCCACGAUGAAGGUACCAUGGAAAGCUAUCUUCACGUCGGUGCCAUUCUGGGCGCUGAUCUACGCCAACACGUUUGGAAAUUUCUGUUGGUACUUCUUGCUCACGCAGCUACCGUUGUACAUGAACAAGAUACUCAGGUUCGAUAUCAAGUCGAAUGCCCUCCUGAGCUGCUCUCCAUAUCUUAUAAACGCUAUAACGAACCCGAUCCUGGGUAGAGUAUUGGACUGGGGCAGGCAAAGGAAUUAUUGGUCACAGACCAAUGCUCGAAAAAUCGCAGUAUUCAUAAGCUGUGUCCCACCGAGUUUAUGCCUAGUGUUGAUAGCCUAUAUCGGCUGCAAUCGCACAGGGUCCACGAUAUUAUUAAUACUGAGCAUAGUGUUGUGCGGUGCGAUUUUUGUUGGUCAUCUCUGCAAUCAAAACGAUCUGGCACCAAACUACGCGGGAAUCUUAAUGGGCAUUACGAAUACCCCGGGGACAAUUUCAGCGUUUAUUUUGCCUGCCUUGGUAGGAGCACUCAUGGAAAAUGGGCACACUAUGGAGCGAUGGAGACACGUUUUCUGGCUGAACAUAAUUGCUCAGACGUCUGCGUUUAUUGUGUACGUGUUCUUCGGUUCAGGAGAGAUUCAAGAAUGGAAUUACGCAGGAGAGUAA
Eufriesea mexicana is the source of this 1404-nucleotide messenger RNA. Its product is annotated as sialin. Gene Ontology annotation, cellular component: membrane. The coding region runs from base 28 to 1404 and encodes 458 amino acids. The record is from RefSeq and is a predicted model, not a curated record. Gene Ontology annotation, molecular function: transmembrane transporter activity. The transcript is spliced from 6 exons. Gene Ontology annotation, biological process: transmembrane transport; monoatomic anion transport. NCBI's taxonomy places the organism in Eukaryota, Metazoa, Arthropoda, Insecta, Hymenoptera, Apidae.